Molecule: messenger RNA, 699 nt
Organism: Anisakis simplex (herring worm)
Lineage: Eukaryota; Metazoa; Nematoda; Chromadorea; Rhabditida; Anisakidae
Source: the annotation of a GenBank genome assembly
GGUAAAAUUGGGAUGAUGGCAAUGUGGCGUAUGUGGAAGAAGAAACGGCGGCAACAGAAAGACCGCAGUGGUAAACCGAAGGAUUCAUUACUGAGUCGUAAACCAACAUUUGCCUUCAAACUUGGCAGACGAGGAGCGCUCGAUCAACUUCACCGAGAACUACAUAAGGUGUCACGAGGGACUCAAACGGAUGAGAUUCUAUUUGGAAACUAUUUGGGAGUGCUAAGAGAACAUCAGGAUGGUGUGCUUUGUCGUCAAGCGGUGGUUGUGUGUGAAAAAGAACGUGUACAAAUGUGUCCCAAGCAAAACAUCACGGGUAAUUCAACAUCCACUGGUGCCAAUUCAGUUCAGACAAGAUCCUCAUUGGGUUCCGUACAGUCAGCUCCCAACUGUUCAGCCAAUAAGACGUCGAAUGGCGAAAAAUUCGAUACGUCAAGACGAUGGACAUUUAUGGAAACCAGAAAGGCGCCUCGUGGUGCACCUCGAGGUCUUAUUAACCCUUAUAUGUUCACACCUCAACGAACUCAACAAGUUCAUACAACAGAUCUGAAACGUCUAAUAUCUGAGAUUGACGUUCGAUUAAAAGACUGCCGUAAUUUAGCUGCUUCAUCUUCCACACCAUCAUCCUCGUCAUCAUCUCAUAAAAAUCAACCACCGAAUCAAAGUUCAAAUCCUCCCUCAAAAACAGCUCAUCAGUGA